GAAAUUCGAAAAUGAACCACCUGCCGCCAACGUCAUGGCCACCGCGGGCGCCACCCCUUCCGCCGCCGAGUGGUCUGCCGCCAUACAUGUAUCGUAGUUAUGGCCAUCCACCACCGUACUUCUUUCCCCCUCCGUCGCUCCCUCCCAUGGACCCGGACUCUGCCUGGCUUGCCCAGUUCUCUGCUCACCACCUCCCAAGCCACGAAACUCCGCCAAGGACACCACCACCGACUACCAUGCGUGGAGUGCGGCAGACUCUCUUGGAAUGCCUCCAACGCAUUCGAGAAUGCAAAUCCCUUCAAGAAGAGAUGGAUCGAUUUGCGACGGCAUACACAACAACACGUGACGAAUUUCACAACCUCCCUGCUCGUGCCAGGACCAAGCUGCAUUACGAACGACGUCGCGCGGCGCUUACCGAGACGCUGACGAGACUACGCACGCAAUACAGCUCGUUCUUUGGCGACGACACAGCGCUUCGGCAGGCCACGUCCAUGGCCAAGCGUAUUCACCGCAAGAAACUGUACCGGCGCAACAUGAAACACCACCGUCAAGUGCACAGGCACGUAUUGGACGGUCUCACAAAAAGUGUGCAUAGCGCACCCACGGACGAGCUUGCAGCACCUGGUGCAUCCAUUCGUAUGAAACUCGACCACAUAUGCCACAAGUUAACGUUGCUGCAGCAACUCAAGGCCUCCCGCGGUUCCACCAACGAGGAUGACGAUGAUGGAGUGACGCGGGACGUCACCGCGUUCCUCACCAACAAGGCUGUUCAAAAGACUGCAAAUCCAACCUUGGAACUACCGCAACAAACUGAAGCUACAACACGGCUUCAUCCGCUAUUCGACCAAGACAUGACGAUGGAGUCGUUGGUGGCUGUCAGACGAGCGUGGGACGCGCACUUGAGUGGUCGCGGUGGCUCUCGGAUUCCGCCUCAUUUCGUCAUCCCGCCGCUGCCAUCGACUACGGACAGCAGUAGCCCAUGGCAUGCUUACCUGACUCCCGCAGUCCCAUUGGGCCCUUAACCUGCAGUGUAACUAAGAAUGUUCUAGCUUUGAACCACU
Messenger RNA from Aphanomyces astaci, 1061 nucleotides. RefSeq lists its product as hypothetical. Lineage: Eukaryota; Oomycota; Saprolegniomycetes; Saprolegniales; Verrucalvaceae. The record is from RefSeq and is a predicted model, not a curated record. The transcript is spliced from 5 exons. Bases 12 to 1022 code for a protein of 336 amino acids.